Messenger RNA from Staurois parvus, 2296 nucleotides. The record is from the annotation of a GenBank genome assembly. NCBI's taxonomy places the organism in Eukaryota, Metazoa, Chordata, Amphibia, Anura, Ranidae.
AUGAGACAAGAACGCUUCAUUGUAAUUCAUUAUCUUUAUGAUAUAAGGAAUAAAUUUAAAUAUUAUUUAAAACGUCCAGACCAUAAACAGGAGUUUGUCUCCCAGUGGCAAUCUGACUUUAAUUCUAUACCAGAAGAUCUGUGGGAAGACGAGGAGACAAAAGCAGAACUGCAUCAAAGGCUGGAUGAUCUAAGAGAUUGCCUGUGGGACAUAUGUGACAAUAGAAAAGAGGAAGCUGAGCAGGAGCAAGCGGACAUCAUGAAUGAAGGCUGGCUGCAGGAUCACCUAGGAAUCCUCAUGAACCACUUCUUUUCUUUGAUGCAGGCAGAAGUUGACCGAUUUCAAGAUACAAUGAGAUUUCUUCAUGAUUAUUAUCAAGGAAUGGAGAACAAAAUUCCAUCUGAAAACAUCCAGGAAUUCUCCCGUAUUCCUUUGCUUGAUAUCAUUAAAUCCACUGUACAGGAGGAACCUGAACAGCCCAAAAGGAUUCCACUUGUUCAUCGAAGAACUCAGUCCCCGGAGCAGAGUUCUGCCAAACAGAGAAAUAAGCAUGCUGCAACAAAAGGAAAAUAUGAUCCCUCCAUGGAGAGCAGUGGGCACAUCUCUGAAACUGAUCAGAAAAUUAUUUUUACGACACAUUGCAAACAGCAUUAUCUGCUAUCACAAAUAUGAUGACUCUUGAAAAAGAAUCAAUAGAAGCAGAAGAGGAGAAGGAACAACAAAUGAUGGAAGCUAGGGAAAGGGAACGUGCUAAAGCCUCCCAGGCAGCUUCCAGAGAAAGCGUGAAAGGGGCAAAAAAGAAGCCUCCAAAAUCACCUAACAGAAAAAAAGGAGGAAAAUCUCCUGGACCUUCAGCCCCUUCACCUCCCCCUUCAGCUCCUGAGGACAACACAGAGCUGCAACGACAACAGGAAAUGCAAAUGAAAAUGAAGCAAGAAUAUUUCACUGCACUGGAAUGUGAAGAGGCAGCUGUGAAUGCUCGGCUUGAACUGAUAAAAACAAAAGCCUUGGCAGUGUACCAGGACGUGUUAUCAAAAGCACAGCAGACUUAUAAAGACAUGAACAUGUGGCUGGGGGCUCGCUUCCUUGCUGAGAUGUCAAGUAUUGACAAGUUGAUUCAGACUGCUCGUCACCACAUUGAAACAAGCACCAAGAUACAGUAUGAACUAGUCCUGGAGCAAACUGAUUUCUAUAUCAGCUCUGAUGUCAAAGUCUUCCCAGAUCCUAUCCCACCUCCCAGACCUCCUCCAGUGGAAGCGUCCAGCAACAGCACACUGACCAUAUCCCAGCUUCACAGAUUACAUCGUCAGUUUCUGCAGAUGGCUCCUGAAGGUAUAAUAUCAAGUAAGAAAUUUACAGAAAUCCUCAUGGAUCUCACUACAAUGAAUCUUGGAGAUGAUACUCUUCCAGAUGUAUGGAUGCAUCUUACUCUGCCUGAGAUACAAGAAAUAACCUCAUCCUUGUCCCUGGGCUCGGACAUGAUGAACUGGCGUAGGUUCCUGUUAUCUGCAUCCUUGCCUUGGCCGUACCCCUCAUUGCUCCAACUUCUGGAGACACUGCAGAGAUUUCAGGCUACAGAUCCUGAUAUGUGUGGCAUAGUUGAUGAAAAAGAAGAAACUUACAGUCAGGUAGAACUGUGGUUUACAGGCAAAGCUGAAGAAAUGGUUCCUGAAGACCCAACAGAACCUCUGCCUUUUAAUAGGCUGGAACAUCUUAUAAAAAGUUUUUCUUUGACUUGUUCGCCAACCAGGAAACACAACCUGCUCAGCUUCGCUAUGUGGAUAUGUUGUUAUACUUCGCUUCCCAUCCAGAUCCCACAGAGGGAUUCUAUAGAGCGCUCAGUGUAGUCGCAGGAAAACCAAUAGUGGUUAAAACAGAAGACCCCUCGCUUGUGAAGUCUGUUCCAAAUAUGGGUAUUUUUGAAGAUGGUAAAGAUGGGAUUAUGGGUAACGAGGACGACAUGCUGCAGAACACGGAAGAGGUCAUUGUUACACUGCAGGAAAUCCUGCAGGUGUUUGAGCAUGGAUCUGGAGAUGAUGGGGAAAGCCAUAGAUUUUACUCACGUGAAAAAGAAGCAAGCAGUAAUUACCUGAGUAUCCAUCGCAUUUUCAGUGAAAUAAACCCAGAUGGAGGCACAGUGUCUGUCACGUCUCUCCUGAAACACCCUGCUUUUUGUGAUCUUGUUGAAAGCUGUCAACACUAUAAACUUUCUGACAUCCAGACCAUACUACAGAAAUCCAAAGUGACACACUCAAGUGAAGGAGACAACUUAACAUCCAGCUUCACUGGAGUAUAA